Psammomys obesus (fat sand rat) is the source of this 3983-nucleotide messenger RNA. RefSeq names its product calmodulin binding transcription activator 2 (gene Camta2). The record is from RefSeq and is a predicted model, not a curated record. Gene Ontology annotation, molecular function: transcription coregulator activity; double-stranded DNA binding; protein binding. Lineage: Eukaryota; Metazoa; Chordata; Mammalia; Rodentia; Muridae. Gene Ontology annotation, biological process: regulation of transcription by RNA polymerase II. Bases 295 to 3891 code for a protein of 1198 amino acids. The transcript has 23 exons. Gene Ontology annotation, cellular component: nucleus.
UCCCGGCCCUCGGCUCUUGCCUCUUUAGGGCCUGUGCAGCACCGCGUCUCCUAGCCUGGCCCGGAGCCUCAAGCGUGCUGACCCCGGCUUCCCCUCCCGACCCCCGCUCCCUUAAUUGGGAGGCCCCGCCCCGUGCGCACUGACGUCGAACGCCGCUGUCAGCCGGCGCUAGGGGGGGUCGGUUUGGGGUAGAAUGGCCGCUGCCGCCGUCACCCGCGGGACCCCGGGAGCACAGACUCCCCCUCCCCCCGGCCCCUCAGGCCGGGGGUGACCUUGCCCCCUGGAACCCUCACCAUGAAUACCAAGGACACCACUGAGGUUGCUGAAAACAGCCACCACCUGAAGAUCUUCCUCCCCAAGAAGCUGCUGGAGUGUCUCCCUCGAUGCCCACUGCUGCCUCCAGAGAGGCUGCGAUGGAACACAAAUGAGGAGAUCGCGUCCUACCUGAUCACCUUUGAGAAACAUGACGAGUGGCUGUCUUGCGCUCCAAAGACAAGGCCUCAGAAUGGCUCCAUUAUCCUCUACAAUCGGAAGAAGGUGAAGUACCGGAAGGACGGGUACCUUUGGAAGAAGCGGAAGGAUGGGAAGACCACCCGAGAGGACCACAUGAAGCUCAAGGUCCAGGGCGUGGAGCCUGUCUCCUGGCAGUGUCUCUAUGGCUGCUACGUUCACUCUUCCAUCGUCCCCACAUUCCAUCGGCGCUGCUAUUGGCUGCUCCAGAACCCUGACAUCGUCCUCGUGCACUACCUGAAUGUCCCGGCCCUGGAGGACUGCGGGAAGGGCUGUAGCCCCCUCUUCUGCUCCAUCAGCAGCGAGCGGCGCGAGUGGCUGAGGUGGUCGCGGGAGGAGCUCCUGGGGCAGCUGAAGCCCAUGUUUCAUGGCAUCAAGUGGAGCUGUGGGAACGGGUCGGAGGAAUUCUCUGUGGAACAGCUGGUGCAGCAGAUCUUGGAUACCCACCCAACCAAGCCAGCACCCCGAACACAUGCUUGUCUCUGCAGUGGGGGCCUUGGUUCCGGGAGCCUGACGCACAAAUGCAGCAGCACGAAACACCGCAUCAUCUCUCCCAAAGUGGAGCCCCGAGCUUUAGCACUGGCUUCUGUACCGCACUCCAAGCCCCCUGAGCCCCCACCAAUGAUCGCCCCACUUCCUCCAGAGCUCCCCAAGGCACACACCUCCCCAUCUUCCUCUUCCUCCUCUUCCUCCUCCUCAGGAUUUGCAGAACCCCUAGAAAUCAGACCCAGCCCUCCUACCUCUCGAGGGGGUUCAUCAGGAGGAGGCACGGCCAUCCUUCUCCUAACAGGACUAGAGCAGCGAGCCGGGGGCCUGACGCCCACCAGGCACUUGGCUCCGCCGGCUGAGCCGAGACCGUCUGUGAGCUUGGCUGUGGUUGUGGGUUCUGAGCCUUCUGCCCCACCAGCUCCUCCCAGCCCUGCCUUUGACCCUGACCGUUUUCUCAACAGCCCCCAAAGGGGCCAGACAUAUGGAGGGGGCCAGGGAGUGAACCCAGACUUCCCCGAGGCGGAGGGCACUCACACUCCCUGCCCUGCCCUGGAGCCCGCUGCUGCUCUGGAGCCCCAGGCAGCCUCGAGAGGUGGCCCUCCACAGCUGGGGGCAAGCGGGAGGCGAGGAAACCAGUUCUUCAUCCAAGACGAUGAGAGCGGGGAGGAACUGCAGGGUCCGGGAGCUGUGCCGCCUGUACCUUCACCCCCUCCGUCGUCCCCACCCUCACCUGCUGCCUUGCAGCCGCCAGGCAGGGGGACAAGAGGAGAGACCUUGUUUGGAGGCUCCGCUGGCAGCAGCGAGCUGGAGCCCUUCAGUCUUUCAUCAUUCCCAGACCUCAUGGGAGAACUCAUCAGCGAUGGCGCUCCAAGCCUCCCUGCCCCACCCCCCCAGCUCUCCCCUGCGCUUCACACCAUCACAGACUUUUCCCCAGAGUGGUCCUACCCAGAGGGUGGGGUCAAGGUGCUCAUCACAGGCCCGUGGACGGAGGCUGCAGAGCGCUACUCCUGCGUCUUUGACCACAUUGCGGUCCCAGCCUCGCUGGUCCAGCCUGGAGUCUUACGCUGCUACUGUCCAGCCCACGAGGUGGGGCUGGUGUCUCUGCAGGUGGCGGGGCGGGGCGGCCCCCUCUCUGCCUCCGUGCUCUUCGAGUACCGAGCGCGCCGACUCCUGUCUCUGCCCAGCACACAGCUUGACUGGUUGUCUCUGGACGACAGCCAGUUCCGGAUGUCCAUCCUGGAGCGGCUGGAGCAGAUGGAGAAGCGGAUGGCAGAGAUUGCAGCCGCCGGGCAGGCGCCUGGCCAGGGCCCGGAGGUCCCUCCCCUUCAGGAUGAAGGCCAGGGCCCCGGCUUUGAGGCACGCGUGGUGGUCUUGGUGGAGAGCAUGAUCCCACGUUCCACGUGGAGGGGUCCUGAACGUCUGCUCCAUGGAAGCCCCUUCCGAGGCAUGAGCCUUCUGCAUCUGGCUGCUGCCCAGGGCUACGCUCGACUCAUUCAAACUCUGAGCCAGUGGCGGAGUGUGGACACCGGAAGCCUGGACUUAGAGCAAGAGGUUGACCCGCUCAAUGUGGACCAUUUCUCUUGCACCCCUCUGAUGUGGGCUUGCGCUCUGGGACACUUGGAGGCUGCUGUGCUCCUUUUCUGUUGGAACCGACAAGCGCUGAGCAUCCCUGACUCUCUGGGCCGUCUGCCCCUGUCUGUGGCACAUUCUCGGGGUCACGUGCGCCUUGCCCGCUGCCUUGAGGAACUGCAGAGACAGGAGCUUUCAGUUGAGCACCCGCUUGCUCUAUCUCCACCCUCCUCCAGCCCGGACACCGGUCUGAGCGGAGUUUCCUCACCCUCAGAGCUGUCAGAUGGCACCUUCUCUGUGACCUCAGCCUACUCAAGUGUGGCAGACGGCAGCCCUCCCCCUGCUCCCCUGCUGGCCUCCGAGAUGACUAUGGAGGUGAUCCCAGGCCCCCCAGAGACACCCUCACUCCUCAUGGACUACGAGGCAGCUGGCUCCAAAGAGUCUCCUCCCGGCCUCCCCCCAGCCCAGGCCGGUGGGGCUGCUCCAGAGGACGAGAGCCCGGCAGCUGCGGAUGUGAUCCCGGUGGACAUGAUCUCGCUAGCCAAGCAGAUCAUCGAAGCCACACCAGAGCGGAUUAAACGCGAUGACUUCUCAGAGUCACCGGAAGCUGGAGCCUCAGCCAGGGAGCAGACAGGCGCCGUGGGGCUCAGUGAGACCAUGUCCUGGCUAGCCAGUUACCUGGAGAAUGUGGACCAUUUCCCCAGCUCGGCCCCUGCUAGUGAACUGCCCUUUGAGGGAGGCCGCCUUGCUGCCCCACCAGCACCUUCCUGGGCAGAGUUCCUCUCCGCGUCCACCAGCGGCAAGAUGGAAAGCGACUUUGCCCUGCUGACACUCUCAGACCACGAGCAACGGGAACUGUAUGAGGCGGCACGGGUCAUCCAGACAGCCUUCCGCAAAUACAAGGGCCGGAGGUUGAAGGAGCAGCAGGAGUUGGCCGCGGCGGUGAUUCAGCGCUGUUACCGGAAGUACAAGCAGCUGACCUGGAUUGCACUUAAGUUCGCUCUCUAUAAGAAGAUGACUCAGGCGGCCAUCCUGAUUCAGAGCAAGUUCCGAAGCUACUACGAGCAGAAGCGCUUUCAGCAGAGCCGCCGGGCAGCCGUCCUGAUCCAGCAACACUACCGCUCGUACCGCCGCAGGCCGGGCCCUCCUCACCGGCCCUCAGGCCCGCUGCCUGCCCGAAACAAGGGCUCCUUUCUCACCAAGAAGCAGGACCAGGCAGCCCGGAAAAUAAUGAGGUUCCUGAGGCGCUGCCGACACAGGAUGAGGGAGCUGAAGCAGAACCAGGAGCUGGAAGGGCUGCCCCAGCCAGGGCUGGCCACCUGACCGCUCCACGCCUUUCUCCGCCCGGCCGGCCCUUCUGGCUGUCCUGCCGAGGAGAGGCUUUCGGGACUAGGGGAGCCCCCUGUCGGCAGCUU